CCGACGGAACACCAGAACCGCUUCCAUUGAAGAAGAGGAGACAAAUUUACACUGGUUCUCUCUCUCUAUCCCGACUUCGAAGUUCGAAUCACCGCCGAAGAGUUUGAACCUCUCUCUCUAUGGAUCGAGAAGCAGUUAUCGAGUUCUUGGGACAAGUCCCGCUGCUGCAGAGGCUUCCAAGCUCUUCUCUCAUGAAGGUCGCAGAGCUCGUCCAAUUCAAGUCGUAUGAUCACGGUGAUUAUGUUGUUCGUGAAGGGGAAACAGGACAAGGAAUCUAUUUUAUUUGGGAGGGUCAGGCUGAAGUUAUUGGACCAUCAAAUGGCGAUGAAGGGAAUCGCCCGGAGCUUUUGUUGAGAAAAUAUGACUAUUUUGGCUAUGGUACUAGUGGUUCUGUUCAUCAAGUCAAUGUAAUUGCGUUGUCAAAGCUGACUUGUUUGGUUCUGCCGCAUGGGAAUGGCAAUUUACUACAACCAAAAUCAAUAUGGAAUGCAGAAGGAACACCAAAGGACUUUUCCCUUGUGGAGCAUAUAUUGCACUUGGAGCCCAUUGAUGCGGAUAUAUUUCGCGGAUUUACUCUGCCUGAUAGUCCAUCAUUUAGACAAGUUUUUGGAGGUCAGUUUAUUGGGCAGGCAUUGGCUGCAGCAUCCAAGACUGUGGAUUGCCUUAAACAUGCACAUAGUUUGCAUGCUUAUUUUCUUGUUGCAGGAGAUAAUAACUUGCCCAUUGUAUAUCAAGUUCAUCGAGCACGUGAUGGAAACAGCUUUGCUACUAGGCAAGUUGAUGCAAAACAAAAUGGUGUUGUUGUAUUCAGUUUAAUGGCUUCAUUCCAGAAGAACGAAGUAGGAUUCGAACACCAAAAUUCCUUGAUGCCUCUUGUGCCUCUUCCAGAAACACUUCCAUCAAUGGAAGAGUUACGAGAGCGACGCCUUACUGAUCCUCGGCUCCCCAUGGAAUAUCGCAAGACAGUUGCUAGAGAAAAGUUUGUUCCCUGGCCCAUAGAGAUAAGGUUUUGUGAUUCAAGCAGUUCAAGGAGACCAUCUCAACCAAGCAUGAGGUAUUGGUUCAGAGCAAGGGGGAAACUUUCAGAUGACCAAGCUUUGCAUAGAUGUGUAUUAGCUUAUGCUUCGGAUCUUUUAUUUGUUGGUGUGAGCUUGAAUCCUCACCGGCGGAAGGGUUUGAAGACAACCACCCUCAGUUUGGAUCAUUCGAUUUGGUUCCACAGAACUGUCAAAGCUGAUGAUUGGUUGCUAUAUUCGAUAGAGAGCCCAUCAGCAUGCGGUGGUCGUGGAUUUGUGACAGGUCUCAUGUUCAACAGGAACUGGCGAGCUUGUUGCUUCAUUGACUCAAGAAGGUCUUGUAAGGAAAUUGAAACCGUUAACUGGGGAACUCAAAUCAAAGCUCUAAUAAUGCACUUGCAGGUGAAGAAAUUAUUUCAUUAUUAUGAUAGCCCUUAUGAAUAUGCUGGCCAUUGUUAUUGUGCUGGAUUAUCGUCUUAUUCUCAAAUUUGUCUUGUUGCAACAGCAUUUAUCAAAUGCUAAAAUAUAUGCUUGAUUUUGACAUGGAAGUCUCGUGUGGAGAUAUAGGUGAAAUCCUCCAUCAGGAAUUGUCGUUAUUUUGUUGCUGUUUGUUUGUGCCAAUACUUGAGUGAAUGCUUCAAGUAUAUAUGAAGGUUUGGGUCUGCAGGGCCACAUUGCCUCAAUGGGAUAAAUCUGAAUUUAUUAUUCCAUUUGGCCCAGUUGUGCAAAAUAAAAGGGGUUAUGCUUAAUAA
Molecule: messenger RNA, 1768 nt
Organism: Dioscorea cayenensis subsp. rotundata (Guinea yam)
Lineage: Eukaryota; Viridiplantae; Streptophyta; Magnoliopsida; Dioscoreales; Dioscoreaceae
Product: acyl-CoA thioesterase 2
Exons: 17
Coding region: 120-1538 (472 amino acids)
Biological process (GO): acyl-CoA metabolic process; fatty acid catabolic process
Molecular function (GO): fatty acyl-CoA hydrolase activity
Source: RefSeq, a predicted model, not a curated record